AUGAAGACUUUUACUGUUGCCGUUACUUCUUUCCUGGCAGUUGCUGGCCUUGUUACAGCCAUCCCUAUGCCUCAGGACCUCGAAGGCGUCAACACGGCGGCUCCGCUUAUCGCAGCCGUCGACAAAGGGCUUAGACAAGGCGGUCCUGUUGCUGCAGCUAAUACAGGACAAUCAAUGGCUGAUCCAGGAGUCGCGGCUAAGACCUUAACGAAUGUGCUUGGUGGCACUAUGAGUAGCCUCGAAGAAUCUGCAGACGCUGCCCCUUCUCAAAAUCGAAACAAUGCGCCGCAGUUUCAAAGCACAGGUAAUCAAGCGGAAGAUCUCGCGAAAAUCUUGGGCGGCGAAAGGAAGUAA
Aspergillus vadensis CBS 113365 is the source of this 354-nucleotide messenger RNA. RefSeq lists its product as uncharacterized. NCBI's taxonomy places the organism in Eukaryota, Fungi, Ascomycota, Eurotiomycetes, Eurotiales, Aspergillaceae. Bases 1 to 354 code for a protein of 117 amino acids. The record is from RefSeq and is a predicted model, not a curated record. The transcript has 4 exons.